This is a messenger RNA of Sphaeroforma arctica JP610, 801 nucleotides long. RefSeq lists its product as hypothetical. The record is from RefSeq and is a predicted model, not a curated record. The transcript has 6 exons. Lineage: Eukaryota; Ichthyosporea; Ichthyophonida. The coding region runs from base 1 to 690 and encodes 229 amino acids.
AUGCAAAAAGGCCUUCAUGGCAAGCGGCAUUAUCAGCGGUCACCUCCACUCAGCGCCGCAUUUCAUCUAGAGUCUAUCAAGUUGAAAAAACCGCAUCGAUAUCUAGCAGAAAUAAUUGAAGCACAAAUCUCGGGCAAUGAACACAACUACAACCACAGUGCCAUUACAAGUCACAAAGACGAGUCGUGUGGAGGAUUGCGCGCAGCUGGCAGUGUGGCGCCACCCCCAUUCAUACUCAAUGGCCAACGAUGGAGGUUGUCUACAUACUAUAACGAAGAUCACGCAACUGCAAUGGCCGAGUAUCUUCCCACAGGCGAGACGCGCGAUAACUGGACAGAGAUGAUUGUUUCCAUGAUUGAGCCGAAGCAGGACAAGUCUCUCAGGCGGCAUAUGAAAGACUUGUGGGUGGCCACUAAAUCUCAGCGAGCAGUGCUGUACUGGCAAGUGAUCGAAGAAAGCGCGACAGAGCUCAUGUUUGAAUACAGUUUGGACUACGGAUCGGAGUACCACCUGUAUAGGAUGACGGAAAAGAAUGACCUAGUUACGAUAUACUGCUACAGUCGUCGGUUGAAGGAGAACCCUCAGCGCGAGCAAACCGCUGAACUGGCGGCGAACGAAGCAACGCGCCUACAAUGGACCGACACUUUAAAGGCUGUGCCUUUAGAUGAAGACCCUAGCAGUACAGUAUAGAUAAAAGUAUCUUUUAAAUCGCUUGUCUUCACUCAUUAAAAGAAGUCACACGCCUACAAUGGACUGACACUUUAAAGGCUGUGCCUCUAGAUGAAGACUCUACCAGUACAG